Molecule: messenger RNA, 3759 nt
Organism: Amphiprion ocellaris (clown anemonefish)
Lineage: Eukaryota; Metazoa; Chordata; Actinopteri; Pomacentridae
Product: solute carrier family 22 member 13
Exons: 11
Coding region: 956-2464 (502 amino acids)
Biological process (GO): transmembrane transport
Molecular function (GO): transmembrane transporter activity
Source: RefSeq, a predicted model, not a curated record
UUGUGUUGAUUCUGCAGAACAAACAGAACAAACGGCAGCGACAUUCUUCUGCUGAUCCGUCGCUGCUUCAGGCGUCUCAGAGAAUCAAAGUCCUCUUUAACCCCCCUCCAGACUCCUCUGUAACUCCUCUAAACUCCUCCUAGCUCCUCCUCUCUUCCAAAGGUCCGAAGACGACCAGAAGAAGAUGGACGAUGACAAGAAGCAGCAGAAAAGCUCCCGGGAAGUUUACUUCAGUGUCCUGCCAGAUAAAUACGAACCUCUAGAGGAGGAGGACGAGGAGGACGAGGAGAGGAAGAGGAGGAAGGAGGAGAAGAAGGAGAGGAAGAAGAAGAAGCACAAGAAGUACAGGAAGAAUGUGAGGAAGGCUCUGGGCUUCAGCUGGAGGUGUUUCCUGGUUGGUCUCCAGUCAAUGGCCGCCGGAUUCAGCGGAGCGAUGGCUGGAUACUCCAUGACGAUCGUGAUUCCCACGGCGACGGAGGAGCGACGAGCCAGAAGGGAACUAUGAUGGGAUGGGAUCCACUUUGUUUGUUUGUUUGUUUGUUUACUUAUUUUAUUCUGCUUUGAUGCUGAAAGUUUCAAACUGUUUACCUGGUACUUCCUGUUUUUACUGUCCAAUAAAAUAAAAACAAACUGCUUCCAUGGUUGGUUCUUUAUGUCCUGAUAUGGUCAGGAGGCGGAGUCAAACUGUCCUUAUAUGGUCAGAUAGGCGGAGUCAAACUGUCCUUAUAUGGUCAGGGAGGCAGAGUUAGGAUUGUCCUUAUAUAGUCAGGGAGACAGUCCUUAUAAGGAUAAAGAGGCGGAGUCUUUAUAAGAUAAAGGGGGCGGAGUCAGUCAUCAUGAGGUAAAGGGGCGGAGUCAGAGCAGUCAUUUUAAGAUAAAGGGGCGGGGUCAGAGCCUCCAGUCUGACAGCAGCUCCUCCAGGACACCAGUUGGACUCUCAGUGUUGGACGCUAAGAUGUCUCCUCUGCAGCUGUCCGUCUACUGGCGUCUGUCCCUCAUCUUCCUCUUCUCGUCCUUCCUCUUCUUCCUCGACAUUCUGUCCGUCGCCGUGGCCACCGACACGUGUUGCCACGACAACAGCAGCACCACAGCCCCGGAGAACAACCAAUCAGGAUCCGUGGACAGAGUUCGGAGGACGGAAAGCGGGAGCCGAGACUCAGUGUGCUGGUGGACAGACUGGUUGUCCUCCGGUCAGACUCUCUUCAUGUCCGGUCUGCUGCUGGGAUCUCUGGUAGGCGGAACCAUCUCUGACCGGUACGGCUCGCGUCCGACGCUGCUGGUGUUUGUGUGCGUGCACGUCAUGUGCAGCCUCGUACCCACUGUCCUUCCUCAGCCCCUCGUCUUCCUCGCUGUCCGCUGCCUGGCCGGAGUCUGCAACAGCAUCAUCAACAUCAGCGGCUUCUGCCUCGCGGUGGAGUGGACUGUCCCCUCGGCUCGUCUUUGGCCGUCGGCCUUCCUGCCGUUCUGUUUCAGUCUGGGGACGAUGGGCGGAGCUCUGCUGGCCUGGCUCAGCCCCACCUGGAAGCAGCUCCACCUGUCGCUGGCCGUGCCGCAGCUCGUCUGCUUGCCGCUCUACCUUUCCAUCCCAGAGUCUCCUCGCUGGCUGCUGCUCAGGAGGAGGAAGGAUGUUCUGGAGCGUUACUGUAGCAACAGCCCCAGAGACCAGCAGUGUCUGGACCAGCUGCUCGACUUGGCCUGUUCUGACCUGAAGAAGGUUCAGAAGGAAGAAUCUGUUGCAGGCCACGCCCACAGUGACAUCAUCACCCACCUGAGACACCCUACCGUCCUGCUACGGCUAAUCAUCAUGAGCUACCUCAGCGUAGCAUCGGCGCUAACCUACUUUGGGAUUUGCAUGAACAUUGGCUCAUUUGGCGUUGGCAUUUACUCCGCCCAGUUUUUCUCUGGCCUAUCAGAAGCUCCUUGCCUGCUUGUCCCAUUGGUUCGCCUAGGACGCCGACCAAUCAGCAUGCUCACUCUGUUCCUGAGCGGCGCUGCCUGCUUCCUGUCACUGCUGCUGUCCAGAUGCAACAGUGAGCCGGUGCUGGUGAUGAGUUUGGCUCUGAUGGGGAAACUCUGCAUCCUGGCAACCACCUCCAUCUCCAUCCUGUACUGCAUCGAGCUGUUCCCCACCGUGGUCAGGCAGCGCUGCGUGUCGUUGGUCAACUUGUCUUUCCGACUCGGCUCAUUGGUCAACACCCUCGUGCCCUCGAGUCCCAAUGGAGCGAUCUCAUUGGCUGCCAUGGUGGUGUACAGCGGUGGGCCAAUCAUAGGCUGUGGUCUUUGCCUGCUGCUGCCGGAGACAAGCAGCGUCCCGCUACCUGACUCGGUGGAGGACUGUGACCGGCAGCCGAGGCCCCGUACCCCCAGCCUCUGGUGGACGAGGAAGCUGUUGAGCCGAAGCAGGAAACCAGAGAAUCUCCCUGCAGAGAAGGACGCCUUGAAACAACUCACUGGACUGAUUUAAAGAAAACGGCUUCCAUAAUUCCUCGGAAUCAGAUGAAAAUAUGUGAGGAAGAACAAAACAAACGACUUCACGUCAUCAUUUAUAAAAACAGUUUCACGGUUCAGACACAGCUGUGGAGGAAUUAUUCGUCUACUAGCAAAAAAGUAAUCUAUUAUGAGUUAAAAUGACGUAAAAACAUCAGAAAACAUUUAUUUUUCUAAAGUAAUGGUUUAAUUGACAGUCAGAUUUAGCAUUUUAUAGAUUUAGCUACCAUCCUUUAAUUAUGUGGAACAACUAAACCACCAACAGAAUGGAUAAUAGUUGUGGUUUUAGCUAAAGCUAGGCAUGGCUAUACAGUUUUUCCACAGAGCUAAAUGAGGCAGUCGAUUCCAUGCAAGAUGCUAAUGCUAACUAGCUUAGCAGAUCUGAAAAAAAUAAAGUCACAACCUCUAACUGUAUGCAGCUUUGUGUCUAAACUUCAAAUUCCAUGUAUUAAAUGUGUAAAUAAAUGUACUGAUCACAUUGAUUUAAACAUACAGACCAAUAAAUAUAAAUAGUGGCUAAUUAGCUUAGCAUAUUAGCCGCCAUCUCAGCUUUUCAAUCCAAGAGCUCCGUAAAUGAAAAACAUUCUUGUCAUUUGUGGGUCAAUUUGUAAGAAAUCAGGCAGAAAAAUGAUGUGAAAGUAUAAAAAUAGGAAGUUUUAAUGUUUAUAAACAAACUAUUUUUAAUAAAAGGUUAAAAAUAUGGAUUUGAUUUAAAAAUAUAGUUUCUCAUCCAGGUUUCUUUUGUGGUUCUGUUGUUUGUUAAUUUGUUUGCUUUUUGGUUGUCAUUUUGUUUUGUUUUUAUAAAUUUAUUCAAAAGACGUGUUUAGAAGUGAAUUGAUGUGUGUUUUGGUUUAAUUCCUGCAGCUACAGCGCCACCCACAGGACAAAAUAUGGAACUGCAGCUUCAUUCACAGAAUUAGAUUAAUACUUUAAAGCUCAGUGAAAUUUAAACUUUAACUGUGAAAUAAUUCAAACUGAUUUCUUUAACAUUUGUGAUUUUCUGAAAGGCGCCUUUAAAUAACAUUUAUUAUUUACUAUUAUUAUUAUUAUUAUUAUUAUUAUUAUGUUUAGAUUUUUUUAAAUAAAAAAAUGUAUUUAAAAAAAACCUGAGAAAUGUCACAGAAAUGUUAAGAAAAUGUCAACAACUUUCCUGAAAAUUUAAAUGAAAUGCUUAAAAUUUUUUCCUACAACAAUUCAACUACAUUUCUUUAAAACAAACAAAAUUCCUGAAUAUUCACCAUAAAAUGUCAUUUAAAAAAUACCAUUAGAAAU